AUGGACAUCACUGAGUUUGAACGCGCGGUGAUCACUGCGUUUCAAUAUGCUGCAUCCAGUGCCACGGACCCGCAGUCACGGACGCUUAAGCUGCAGGCUGAGAGUUAUUGUGCUGCCGUCAAGAGCCAAACGGACGGUUGGCAGGCCGAACUUCAGCUCUUUGAGCACUCGGAGCACGAACAGGUCAAGUUCUAUGCGCUCCAGGCACUGCAGGAGUCUCUAGUCAAUGGCAUUGAUGACUUUGUGGCUACGGAUGUGCGAAGCAAAUUGCUGAUGUGGUUACAGAGUCACGUGGCUUAUGUGGAGAGCAAAGCGCCGUAUCUCAAGACCAAGCUGGCAGUCGUAAUCACGCUGCUGAUCAAAAGAGACUACCCGGAACGUUGGCCGACGGCUUUUUCAGAUCUUCUUGCUUUGCUGCCACAGGGCGCAUCAAUGGUUGAGAUGUAUUUUCGCAUCUUGUUGGUGAUUAACGAAGAGAUUGUCGAGUUUGAACCUCAGAGGACGCAGCAAGAGGCUGCUCAUAAUAUGAAAAUUAAAGAUGCUAUGCGUGAAGGAUCGUGUAUGCGGGAGAGCUUUGACGUCAUUUCGCGUGUGUUAAUGAAUGCUGACGCAAGCGAAGUAAUGCAUGACCUAAGUGCUAGUGCACUCGAAAUGCUGAAGUGCUACGUUAGCUGGGUGGACAUCGGUCUUGUGGUAAAUGACACGCUCUGGCCACUGUUAAUCAAGCUGCUGCGCGACAGUGAGGCAUUACGCUGCCAAGCAGCCAACUGUGUGUUUGAAGUCAUCGAUAAGGGGAUGACGCCGGAGAAGAAACUCGCGAUGCUACAGGAAUUACAGAUAUUGGACAUGUUGGCGGCACUACCUAUUCGUGAGGAUGACGAGUUUGCAGAGGAAAUCGGGGAAGUUAUCAAUGCGGUUGGCGUGGAGCUGUUGACGUGCAUGGACGCCUUCCGUCAUACGUGUCAGGCUGAUUUACUGCAGGCGAGCGGCGAUAUGCUGCGUCGAUUGAUGCCGCUCGUGUGGGAACUUUUUGCGCAUGAGUCAAAAGAUGUGUCGGAAGAAGUGUUUGAGAUUGUGAACGCGGUAGGAGGUCCAAUGCUUCGAACCGAGACACAAGCCGCUGGCAAGUUGCAGAUCGAGGCAGAAGUGUUUCGACCCUCAGAGAGCAUCCCACAGAUUCUGAAUGGUAUUUACCGACAAACUCGGUUUCGUGAGGACUCAGACUCGGAUGCUGCAGAAUUUGAAGAGUACCGGCGCAAUUUGUAUACCAUUUUCCUCAACGUUGUGCGUCAGCGACCGCAUGACACGCUUGCUUAUCUAUCAAACCUGGCUCAAAGUCUGCCUGGACUAUUUGGUGAGAUGGAUCCGCGCGAUCUGGAAAGCUUCUUGUCGCUUGUGUACCGAUUCAAGGAAGGGAUUACACCUCUGAAAGGCGUGGCCGUAUCAUUUAACGAACCAACGAGCCCUUUAUCGCUCAUGAUCGUACAUAUUCAUCGGAGUAUGCUGUCAGCGUCUGCGGGUGCUAUACCACUGCAUCCAUCUGUGUUACUGUCGUAUUACGACCUCGCUGUACGGUACAGCAAAGUGCUGCAGACUGAACCAGCACUCACACCGGCAGUACUUGAGAUGAUGUUUGGCUCGUUUGGGCUUUCUCAUCCAGCUGCUCGUGUUCGCUCUCGAGUAUGCUACCUGUGUCUGCGCCUUGUAAAGGCUCUUGGCGCCUCGGUCAACCCUCAUGCGUCCAGUAUCUUGACCGCGCUACAGCCAUGUCUUGCGAUUGUCAGUGAGCGUGAUGGUGACACCAGCCAGCACACAAUAACCUGCUUAACGCACGACGACCAGCUAUACCUCUUCGAACUUGCCGGUCAGAUUAUCGCUUCGCUUGUGAUACCCACACAAGAGACGGGUAUAAACGUGAAGCAGCUUCGAUAUCGGUACACAAUAGCUGUGCUAGACCCAUUGCUGCAGGGAUUGAAUACGACGCUCAAAGAGCUGGCACAGGGUACGGUAACCGACGAAGAGUUCGCUAGUGAUCACUGCGCGAUUCAUCUCAAUGCUAUCGCUCACGUGCUCAAGGCGUUCAAAAGUACUGACUGCAUGGAAAACCAGCAGGAAACGUUUACACAGGUGCUCACAGCUUCAGCUUGUGUGCUUCGUACGCUCGCUCACAUCCCGCGUGUUCGCUCGAAGGUGAUUUUUAUGCUGCACCGACUGGUUUCUGUGCUGGAGCGUGAGCAUUUUUUGGGCAAUGUGCAGGAACAUCUGCAGACACUUAUGAUGGGCUGCGAGCAGGCUGAGGUUGUCGAGAUUGUACAACUUCUUGACCAACUUAUUAUCAAGUACAAGCAAGCUUUGGGUGGAUUCCUCGACAGAACAACACUGUCAUUUGUGCAGCACCUGUGUACGUUGAUGCCAGAACGGAGCACUUUAGCCAAUGCUGAGACGAAGGACGCCCCGCAGCUCGAGCGUGAAGCUGUACAGAAGUACUUGUACACAUUCUUGUUGCAUCUGGUAACGCAUGGUUUGGACGCCGUGUUAAUCAGCGCGCACAACGUUGCGCAGCUGGAGAAUGUGUUGCGUCUCGUAUUGGAGGGUUGUGCGGAGGUCCAGGAUGCCAAUAUCAAUCGUGCAUGCUUUUCGAUUGGAAGCAUGCUGGCUGAGCGCUGGAUUAGCGAUGGAAACGCACUUUCUCCAGCAAGUGAAGCUUCGGGUGCAGCAUCGGCAGCCACAUCGGCAGCAUCUGUUGCCCUGCGUGCUGAAAUCCACGCCGAGCUGUCGGCUGAAGGCAAAGCUCGAUUCUUGCAGAUUCUAGUGCAAGACUUUACGCGUGCCAUGUUUGCCGUAACGAAGCUGCGUCACUUUGACGUGGAGGAAAUGCAGACGAUGCUGGCUGUCAAAGAGAUUGUUAACAUGCAGGCCGUGCUGGUAGCUUCCCUAGGUAUUGAGUACUUGACGUACCUGCGUGAUAUAUUCCUGCCAUCAAUUGGGUGUCCUGCUGAACUAGCGGGGACAUACACGGAGCAGGUUGCCUUGGGCGAUCGCAAGAAGAUCCAAGUAGCGUACAAAGCUUUGGUGAGCCGGAUGAUGUAA
Molecule: messenger RNA, 3090 nt
Organism: Peronospora matthiolae
Lineage: Eukaryota; Oomycota; Peronosporomycetes; Peronosporales; Peronosporaceae
Source: the annotation of a GenBank genome assembly